AUUCACCCCCCAAGCUAUUCAAUCCGACCGUCUUCCCGUGGUGGGUAGAGGCCCCCCUCUCGCCAAACCGCCAACAUUCUGGUUUCGUACGUUGAUAUAUCACUCUGGCGUCUCGCGCGAUCCGAGCAGCCGGCCUAGCAGUUGGCCUUGGUCUCACUGCCUUAGCCACCUAUCAACGAUCCAGGCAAGGCCAGAUGGCGUCUAGAAAUCUCCACCUAGAUGCGGUUCAUGGUCUCGAGGUCGUCUACUGCCACGCAUGUCAGCAUGAGUGGUACAGGGACGGCCCUCGCGGUACCUUGAUCUGUCCUCUAUGUCAGGGUGAUAUUACCGAGAUUCUAGGUAUCCCCUGAGAAUGACCCCCGAAUCGAAUAUGAACCAAUGUUUGGCCCCCCACGCCGCCCCCGUUAUCUUUUUCAUGAUACCGAUUCCGAUCCCGAGGAGGAAGAUGUCGAGGAGCAUUUUAUGAAUGACCCCGGACCAUUCUUAAACAGCCGGCCCGCUUUCCGGCCUCCCUAUCCGCAGGAUGCCGGGCACGAGACGAGAGCGAUUCCCGAUAAUCCCGAGCAGAUAAUACGCAGAUUUACCGAGAUGAUGGACGGCAUCGGUGGUCGUACUACGUUCGGUCGAUCAGGCCCGGAAACGUUAUUUGGCGGCCCUCACCGAGUUCAAUUCCACACGCUUUCCAAUAUCGGAAGCAACGGCGGCACUGGCGUCAGAAGCUUCACAUUUACCACCGGCUCGGGAAGGAGUCCCUCCGGACUAGGCGCUGGGACGGAGGGCGAGGAUCCUUUUCAAAGUACGCUGAGAGACUUUCUUGGAGGUGUAAAUCCGACUCCUGCGGAUCCUGACACCCGCCAACCCCCUGAUUUCUCGAGAAUGUUGGGCCACCUGAUGAUGACCAUGUUCGAUCCCCACACGAUGCAUGGCGACGCAGUCUACUCUCAAGAAGCGCUCGACCGAAUUAUCACGAAUUUAAUGGAAGCCAAUCCUCAAUCGAACGCGCCAGCGCCUGCUUCGGAGGAAGCGAUCGCAACGCUCCCCAAAAAGAAAUUGAAUGAGCAGAUGCUCGGAUCCGAGCUGAAGGGCGAGUGCACUAUCUGUAUUGAUGACAUGGCGGUGGGGGAUGAGGUUGUUGUUUUGCCGUGCAGGCAUUGGUUUCACGAAGAAUGCGUUGUCUUGUGGCUAAAGCAACACAAUACGUGUCCUAUCUGCCGCGCGCCGAUUGACGGCGAGGCUGCCGGUCACCCCGGAGGCGCAGCUGAGGCCAUGCAACCCGAGUCGGCCAGCGCUCCAUCCUCCUCCCGUGCCCAGGCCCGAGUCCGACCCCGAGCGGAGCGAAGGGGAGCCGACCAAACCGGCUUCUCCAGUCGACAUCCCGAAUAUCAGCAACGUCCCCCUUCUCCUCCGGGAUACUAUGGAGCUCCAGCGCAGCCGCCGAGACCACAAAGCCCACCCAACCGCCAUCGUUCAGGUCACGGCGAUAGGACCCGUAAUAACAGAGGCUCAUCUGCCGGUCCGUUACGUUGGUUUAUGGGUCAAUUUGGUGGAGGGGACAGGCGCACUUGAUCAUGACGCCGAUACGGUCGGUCCCGCCCAUCUGGGUCCUCAUCUGGAUCUUGUGGUGGGGCGACGUCCCUCGAAAUCAGUGAGUGCUGCGUAGAACGCGAGGGCGGACUAGACACCGGCG
This is a messenger RNA of Durotheca rogersii, 1687 nucleotides long. RefSeq lists its product as uncharacterized. The coding region runs from base 379 to 1566 and encodes 395 amino acids. The record is from RefSeq and is a predicted model, not a curated record. The transcript is spliced from 3 exons. NCBI's taxonomy places the organism in Eukaryota, Fungi, Ascomycota, Sordariomycetes, Xylariales, Xylariaceae.